Messenger RNA from Botrytis cinerea B05.10, 2347 nucleotides. RefSeq lists its product as hypothetical. Gene Ontology annotation, molecular function: RNA helicase activity; ATP binding; RNA binding. Bases 160 to 1884 code for a protein of 574 amino acids. Gene Ontology annotation, cellular component: nucleus; ribonucleoprotein complex; cytoplasm. The transcript has 8 exons. NCBI's taxonomy places the organism in Eukaryota, Fungi, Ascomycota, Leotiomycetes, Helotiales, Sclerotiniaceae. The record is from RefSeq and is a predicted model, not a curated record. Gene Ontology annotation, biological process: rRNA processing.
GACUUCUUCUUCUCAUCAACAACCAUAAUUUCAUCUGCCAGACUUCUUCUCAUCAACCCAAGAAGUCAUUUUUGCAGUUAUCAUCAAAGCGAGUUUCAAAUCACCAUCAUAAAUUCGCACUCUCUUUCAAUUUCUCACCCUCAAAAAACUAUCGCAAAUAUGUCAUAUGGAGGAGGAUAUGGUGGCGGCGGCCGUGGUGGCGGUAACGGGUACGGAAAUGGAGAUUCCUCAUAUGGCAGAGGCAACUCUUACUCCAAUGGAUAUUCAAAUGGUGGAUCUAAUGGAUACUCUGGAGGCGGUGGAGGUGGUUACGGAGGUGGCAGAGGCGGCGGAGGUGGUGGCGGAAAUGUCAACGGCUACUCUGGAGGAGGCGGUGGCGGUUACGGAGGAGGUGGUGGAUAUGGCGGUGGUGGUGCUGGUGGAGACCGCAUGAACAACCUUGGUGCUAACCUCCAAAAGCAAAACUGGGAUCUCAGCACCAUGCCAAAGUUCGAGAAGUCUUUCUACAAGGAGGACCCAGUCGUUGCUGCUCGUUCAGAAGAAGAUGUUGCCAAAUUCAGAGCUCAGCACAACAUUGCCGUUCAAGGCCCAAACAUUCCAAAACCUGUCGAGACCUUCGAUGAGGCUGGAUUCCCUGCAUACGUCAUGACCGAAGUCAAGGCCCAAGGUUUCCCAGCGCCUACUCCUAUUCAAUCUCAAGGUUGGCCUAUGGCUCUCUCCGGACGUGAUGUCGUUGGUAUUGCCGAGACCGGUUCCGGAAAGACCCUCACCUACUGUCUUCCAGCCAUCGUACACAUCAACGCACAACCACUUCUCGCUCCUGGUGACGGCCCAAUUGUCUUGGUCCUUGCACCUACCCGUGAGUUGGCUGUUCAAAUUCAACAAGAAAUCACCAAGUUCGGAAAGUCCUCCCGUAUCCGCAACACUUGUGUUUACGGAGGUGUUCCUAAGGGUGGUCAAAUCCGUGACCUCGCCAAGGGUGUUGAGGUCUGUAUUGCCACUCCGGGUCGUCUCAUUGAUAUGAUCGAGUCUGGCAAGACCAACCUCCGUCGUGUUACAUACCUUGUUCUCGACGAGGCUGAUCGUAUGUUGGACAUGGGUUUCGAGCCACAAAUCCGUAAGAUUCUUGGACAGAUCAGACCAGAUAGACAAACUUGCAUGUGGUCUGCUACUUGGCCAAAGGAAGUUAGAGCCCUUGCCUCUGAUUACUUGAAUGAAUUCAUCCAAGUCAACAUUGGUUCCUUGGAGCUCUCUGCUAACCACAGAAUUACUCAAAUUGUCGAAGUUGUUUCUGAGUUCGAGAAGCGCGAUAAGAUGACCAAGCAUUUGGAAAAGAUUAUGGAAGACAAGGAUAACAAGAUUUUGAUCUUCACAGGAACCAAGCGUGUUGCUGACGAUAUCACACGUUUCCUUAGACAAGAUGGAUGGCCUGCGCUCUCUAUUCACGGUGACAAGCAACAAAACGAGCGUGAUUGGGUGUUGAAUGAGUUUAAGACUGGCAAGAGUCCGAUCAUGGUUGCUACUGAUGUAGCUUCGCGUGGUAUUGAUGUCCGAAACAUUACCCAUGUGUUCAACUAUGACUACCCUAACAAUUCGGAGGAUUAUAUCCAUCGUAUUGGUCGUACAGGUCGUGCUGGACAGAAGGGAACCGCAAUCACUCUCUUCACCACUGACAAUCAAAAGCAGGCUCGUGAUCUCGUGAACGUUCUCACUGAAGCUAAGCAGGUCAUUGAUCCUCGUCUUGCUGAGAUGACCAGAUAUGGAGGUGGUGGCGGAGGUAGAGGUUAUGGUGGACGUGGCUACGGCGGUGGCCGUGGACGUGGUGGCGGUGGCAAUUUUUCAUCUUCUAACGCUGCUCCUUUAGGUGGAGGCAGACGUUGGUAAGAUGUCCAAUCCCGAUCGAUCGAAACGGAGUUAUAACAACGACGACUAUCGAUAAUCAACUUUGAUGACGACGAAAACACGUAUAUUCAUCCCAUGGUCGUUUUGGCGUUUUGGUUCUCUUAAAAAGGGUAGGGAGGGGUAGAACUGCCUUAACGUGAUUUUUGCGCACCCUUUCAAAAAUUCUUCUGUAAUCUGACCUUUCUUUCUCUUUUAUUUUAUGAAAAAAUUGGGUGGCAUUGCCAUGAAUUAGACUGAGGGUUGAGGCUGGAUGGAUGGUAUUAUAGAUUGCUUCACAUUUUCAUGUCCCUCCGACAAAGAGAUGAAGGCUAGGAUUUGUAUGUGCUUUUAACUUGCGUUCCUUCUUUCAUAACUAGAAUGCUCUCUGUAGCUAGUUUUAACUAGAAAACAUCUCGUAUUAGAUCAAAAAUAGUAUAAAAAUAUGAGAUCGCUUUCUUCUCGAUCA